UAACCUCUUCAUUUUCCUUUAAAUUUUGAUUUAAAUUUUUAUAAAAAGAAACAUACAAAAUUCACGAAAAUGGCUUCAUUAAAAGUGUUAAGUAUCGGGAGGAUUGCGAAAUAUUUUACUGAUACUAGUUUACGGACAUUGCGAGGGAAUAUUUAUAGAAGUGCAAGUCGAGGUUACAGCACAGAAGAGAAGGCAGCUACAGAGGAGAGACAGCUCCCAGCCACAGUGGAGGAGUGUCAUAAGCAAAUUGAUAAUUUAACUAAUGAACUCAGUACUCUAAAGCAACAGAUAAAGGAUUAUGAAGAUAAAUACAAGCGCGCGCUAGCAGACGGCGAGAAUGUCCGGCGACGGAUGAUGAAGCAAGUCGAAGACGCCAAGUCCUUCGCCAUUCAGAGCUUCUGCAAGGAUCUACUUGAGGUGGCGGACACCCUGUCGGCAGCAGCGGAGAGCGUGCCCGAGGAGGGCGAAGGCGCAGGCGCGGGGGGCUCCGCUGCCGCCCUGCGGUCCCUGCACCAGGGCGUGAGGCUCACCAGCGCGCAACUUGCCCAGGUGUUCAGUCGCCACGGUCUGGUGGCAGUGUCUCCGCUCAAGGAGAAGUUCGAUCCCAACCUACACGAGGCGCUAUUUCAACAGGAGGUGGAAGGCGCGGAGGCAGGCACUGUGGUAACGGUGAGCAAGGUGGGAUACAAGCUACACGAGCGCUGCGUGCGGCCCGCGCUCGUCGGAGUCGCCAAGGGAGCCUCCGCCUAGCCUCGUCGGGCUCCGCCCCCGCACUCCGACGAUGGCGCGGCGACAGGGUGCGUUCCAUUCCACCCACACAGCUGGGGUCUCCACUUGAUCUUCAAGCACUCCGGACGAAAGACAGGGCGUCACUGUACAUAGAUAUAUAUCACAAAUAACAACAUUAGGGUGUGUACACGAGCGCACAACCAGAAUUCACAAUGCAUUUACUAUUGUUUUGUAACUAUACCAUGCUGCAGGUGACAGUUCAAUUAACGUUUCGUUUCACUCUUACAAUAAUAAUAAUAAUAAUAAUAAAUUUUAUUAAGCCACAAUCAUGUACAGGUAUAAAUUCAUUUUUUUAUAAACAAUAUGUUGUGAUUGUAUGAGCCUGGGAACUGAACUAGGCACGAGGCCUGUAUCUCAGUAGACCAGUACUCACCAGUACAAGUUGCCGCGAUUUACAAAUUAUGACUUAGUACUUUUCCGUCCAGCCUGUUGGUUGUGGAACUCGCUCCUAUUCGGCGCGCUCAAUCUCUUGCUGGCUUUAAAGCAUCACUAAAAACUCAUUUCCUUU
Achroia grisella is the source of this 1297-nucleotide messenger RNA. RefSeq names its product grpE protein homolog, mitochondrial (gene Roe1). Gene Ontology annotation, molecular function: protein-folding chaperone binding; protein homodimerization activity; adenyl-nucleotide exchange factor activity. Gene Ontology annotation, cellular component: PAM complex, Tim23 associated import motor. The transcript has 7 exons. Lineage: Eukaryota; Metazoa; Arthropoda; Insecta; Lepidoptera; Pyralidae. The record is from RefSeq and is a predicted model, not a curated record. The coding region runs from base 70 to 750 and encodes 226 amino acids. Gene Ontology annotation, biological process: protein folding; protein import into mitochondrial matrix.